ACCGGGACCUGAGAAGGAGGAACGGCAGUUUUGGAGGGCCAGCAAACACUCGCCUAUCAUCAGUCAACGUAGAGCCAACUCCUCCUCUUCUGCUGUUACGCACAUGUAUGCAGCCUACUUGGCAAAAGACAAACAUUAACCAAACAGACUACUGUAAAGGAAAACUGCUUCUCCCAGACGACCAGCGGGAUUCUAUAAAGCAAAGACUGUGUGCUGCUAUGUUUUCUCAUUUUCUCUUAAAAGCAAAAGUAAUUUGAGCGACAUUAAUCCGCUGCAGUAAGCACCAACUUGGACUGUUGAACCUGGAGGAGAGGAGGAAGCUCCCUGUCAGCUUUUUUGGACAUAUCUUUUUUUGUUAUUUCUGACUGAUGCAUUAGAAGGCUGCUACCCGGUGUUGGCAGUGCCAGUUGCACAGAGUUACUUAUUGUUCUGCAGAAAAAGGGGAGACAUUUGCCAAUGCCUUGCAAACAGUCGAAAUCCUGAAAUAUUACUCCCGGCGAGGAGGAGGCAUCGGUGCUGAGACCCAUGCAGCGGAGGCUUCCAUAGUUGGUAUGUUUUUUCAUCGUAAAUGGAAAAGAAUAUCUAGAAAGAGAGAUUGGUAGUAAAAAAGAAAUAACACCAUACCUGAGAGAAAAUUGAUUCCAGUAAAAGAAGCGAAAUCUGUGCGGUUAUUUAUGAAUUAAUCAUAGCUUAUUAAUAAUGAGAGCUGCAGAGAUUCGGAUGAUGGUUUCCAUUGGCAGAUGAGACGUAGUGUGGAGAACACGUGUCCAAUUUUCCCUCAUAUUUUUUCCUCCCUGAUCUGGAUUUCUCACUUGUCACGGCAAGAAAGGAAACCCUUCAAAAAAGCGAGAAUUUCAAGUGGCAUUAUUGAGCUGGGUUUUGCCUCUGAUGGACAUCUUGGCUUGCAAACCCGAAGAGAACAGUUAUAAUAUCCUCCCCUCUGCGGCAACGAUGCUUUUCCAUGGCCUCCCUGGAGGCGACGUACACGGUGUGGUGGAAGAAAUGGACCGGAGAGGAAAGAGCGAGUCAGCAGCCAUCAGCUCGGCCAUCGAUAUGGGGGAAUCAGAGACGUCCAUGCCGUGUAUGAACAGCGAGCGCGUGGCUCUGUGCGCGGGCUGCGGCAGGAAGAUCGCGGACCGCUAUUACCUGCUGGCAGUGGACAAACAGUGGCACAUGCGCUGCCUCAAGUGCUGCGAGUGCAAACUCAACCUGGAGUCUGAGCUCACCUGCUUCAGCAAGGACGGCAGCAUCUACUGCAAGGAGGACUACUAUAGAAGAUUUUCGGUGCAGAGAUGCGCUCGGUGCCACCUGGGGAUCUCUGCCUCGGAGAUGGUGAUGAGGGCCAGAGACCUGGUCUACCACCUCAACUGCUUCACGUGCACCACCUGCAGCAAGAUGCUCACAACUGGGGACCACUUUGGCAUGAAGGACAGUCUAGUGUACUGUCGGCUGCACUUUGAGACUCUCAUCCAGGGAGAAUAUCAGACACAUUUUAACCACGCGGACGUUGUCCCACACAAAGGCCUGGGCCCGGCCAACACGCUCGGACUAUCCUACUUCAAUGGCGUGGGGACAGUGCAGAAAGGCCGGCCCAGGAAGAGGAAAAGCCCCGGGCCGGGCGCCGAGCUGGCCGCUUAUAAUGCAGCGCUGAGCUGUAACGAGAACGAUGGCGAGUCCAUGGAUCGGGACUCUCAGUACAGCUCCAGUCAGAAGACCAAGCGCAUGCGGACAUCCUUCAAGCACCACCAGCUGAGGACCAUGAAGUCCUACUUUGCCAUCAACCACAACCCAGACGCCAAGGACCUCAAGCAGCUUGCCCAGAAGACUGGCCUGACCAAGCGGGUCUUACAGGUCUGGUUUCAAAACGCUCGGGCCAAGUUCAGGAGGAACCUGCUGCGGCAGGAGAGCACUGGGGUGGACAAGGCAUCCGAUGGCUCCACACUGCAGGGUGGGACGCCAUCAGGCCCGGCCUCGGAAAUCUCCAAUGCCUCCAUGAGCCCCUCCAGUACCCCCACCACCCUGACAGACUUGACCAACCCCACCAUGCCCACUGUCACCUCCGUACUCACUUCGGUGCCGGGUGGCAUGGACGUCCACGAGUGCAGGAGUCCGUCACAGACCACACUGACCAGCCUGUUCUGAUGGACAGAGUCCUUCACCACAGCCUCAGCCCUACCCUGUCCCCUCUCACCUCUGCUCCACCUCACUGGAUCUAAAACUGAGCACUGUUGACUCCUUCAAACAUUAAACGGAUUAGGAAAGAAAAGGUAACAGAAACAUAAAAAAAAAAAAAAAAAAAGAUUUCAUUUUGCUCUGAGCCCAUUAGAGACUAUUUGCAUAGUGAGGCGGCCAAGCCUUACAGAUGGAACAGUUGUUGUUAUUUUGAUGUUGUUGUCUUGUUGAGAACUGAGGAGACUUGAUUUGCAUUUUUCAAUGUUUACAGAAAGAGACUGCGGGAAAAAGAAUCUGCUUAAUUUUUAAUUAAUUCAUUUUUUUCCAGCACAGUAUUUAUGUUGUUGUACAAGAGUCACUGUUAGAGGGAUUGUAAAAAAAAAAAAAUCUUUUUUUUGAAAUUCUGAGAUUAAACACAGGUUACAAUAUCCUA
This is a messenger RNA of Epinephelus lanceolatus (giant grouper), 2605 nucleotides long. It is a transcript of the gene lhx2b, whose product is annotated as LIM homeobox 2b. The record is from RefSeq and is a predicted model, not a curated record. Gene Ontology annotation, molecular function: DNA-binding transcription factor activity, RNA polymerase II-specific; RNA polymerase II transcription regulatory region sequence-specific DNA binding. Lineage: Eukaryota; Metazoa; Chordata; Actinopteri; Perciformes; Serranidae. Gene Ontology annotation, biological process: regulation of transcription by RNA polymerase II; neuron differentiation. Gene Ontology annotation, cellular component: nucleus.